UUCAAGCGCUUGGAUUAUGGAUCAAGGUCCACAUAUCGGCCCAACCUAACAGGGUUUACUUGAACCGGGCAAGAUCAGAUCAAAAUCCUCGAUUCUUUCAUUAAUCUUGAAUUAAACCCUCGGGGCUCCCUUCCCGGAGACCGAGUCCCUCGCACCUCCGCCGACGACGAAUUGCUCCAUGGCUCUCCCUCAACUGAUUCAGUUACCAACGGAAACGGCAACGGCAGCGUCUUCAAGAUCUGCACUCCUCUUCCGUACCGUCUCAAUGGACAAGCGCCAUGGCCAUUUAAGGAGCGCCACAAGGUUCGUGGUCGCGGCCAAGAGCGAAUCGGAAGCCGGCGGCGAUGAUGCGAGGGAGAAGCUUCGAUGAAAGAAGAAAGAGGCGGAGAUUGGAGGAUGUGUCUUUUAAAAUACGGGAGACCAAGGCUGGGCCGCCUCAGAAGAAACCCAGGUUAUCGUUACCAAGAUCGCCUUCGAUGCUGUCAUCGGGAUAUUUUGUUCGCGCCGUCGGCGACGUGUUGGUCGAUUACAAGGAGCCAGUUUUCGAUUGGGAAAUGACGGAUGAUGCCUGGUAUUUUUGGGAUUUCGUUCCUUUUGGCGCUGAUAUAAGCAUGAGGGAUAAAAAUCCAGAAGGAACGUUUGAAGAAGACAAGAAAAGGGCUGAUGAGGCCUUAGACAGAAUGCAAACGAAGAUUAACUUAGAGUAUGAAGUCUAUAAAACAUGCCGAUUUUUGUCUGACAAUGUUUUGGUGUCCGGAAGGCAGGUGCAGCCGAGAUGGUCAGGAACACCUCUGAGAUCAGCUAAGGAGCAACCGGAAGAAUUAAUUUCAGUGAUGCAACUGUGCGAACAGUUGUAUUCAAGUCCCUUGACCAAAUCAUUUUUAUCAGAUCCAGAAAAUUCAAAACCCUAUUCUCCUAAACUUGGGAAGUGGCUUAUAGAGAAGCAAGAAAAUGGUCGUUUGAUGUUUGAGCCUCUUGUUGCUUCAAGGAAGAAGACAUUUAACCUUAAUCCAGAGUCUCAUUCAGACAUUCGUCUAGGUUCACAACUAUAUUUUGGGCAUAACUCUUGUGUACCAUCUACAGACAUGCUGAGCUCAUGGCUGGGUUAUAUGCAGGAGCCAAUUUUGGAUUCAACGUUCAGUGAUAGGCAUGGCAUAGUAGUGAAGUCUAGUGAUUUGAGCUUGGUGCCUAAUGAAGUGCAGCAUCUUCUGCCUGUCAUGCAACCGGCCAACCAGAAUUUUCUGCAUUUGUCAAGAAAUUCGAUAAUGGCUCCUAACCAGCGACAGUACUUGCAGGAUUUGAAUCAUGAUUCUCUCUAUUUGUUAAGGAAUUCAAUGAUAGCUCCGAAUCAGCAGCACCAGCAGGUGGCAAUGCAACACGAGAUGCCCAAUUUCAGAGCUGUAAACUGUAAACAGCAGUACCCGCAGCAUUUAAAUCAGGACUCUGCAUAUUUGUCCAGGAAUACCAUAAUCGCACCAAAUCAGCAGCAGCAGAACAUGGAUAACUUGAUGUCUACUUUUGGAGCUGGAAACUGUGAUCAGCAACAAAGAUUGGGCUGCAUCCGGCAGCACAGACCUUGGACGUCUGAUCCCGCAUCAGAUAUCGAGACCUGGUCAACACACCCCUUUGAUCCUCUGAUGCCACAGCAUAACAUUGAUCAGAAUUCAGUGUGUUAUGACCAUCUUCACAGUCAGAAUUAUUUCCCAACCUGGUGAUGUAUAGCGGUAUGCACACUAAAAUAAAUGUGCCAGCGCUGUAUGAAACUUUGAAAACUAUACGCAGCUUUAGUGUGAAUGCUGAUGAGCUCUCUAACUGAGAAUUUUUUUUUUUGGGAGGGGAGGGGACUAUGAUUUAGUUUCAUUGCUUAUUCCUACUCUUUGCUGAAAAGGCAUUGUAAAUGAUCUUUUUUCCCAAGUAUUUCAGAGUUAAAAUCUCUGGGUGGCUACUCCAAUAAAAGGAAAAAAUUGUCAAACAAAGAUGUAUUGACUAACUUUUUCCCUUGUCUUUAUGAAAACCGAUAAUGUGAACUCUUAA
Molecule: messenger RNA, 2034 nt
Organism: Zingiber officinale
Lineage: Eukaryota; Viridiplantae; Streptophyta; Magnoliopsida; Zingiberales; Zingiberaceae
Exons: 3
Coding region: 345-1715 (456 amino acids)
Source: RefSeq, a predicted model, not a curated record